AUGUCAGACGUCGAGGCUCUGGAUGGAAGCGACGUGCGCGAGCGUCUACUGCCCGCUCGAAUACGUCGAAGGUCGCAUGAUGAAGACAAAGAACGUGAUAUCUUCACACAUGAGGAAUUGCUACAUUCAAUUGGCUCGUUCUCCGCUGUCGUGUGGCCCGUGGCCUUAACAAUGUUGCUCGCUAGUUUUGUUUCACUCAAUGUGCAAGAUCCAGCGUCAGCUCAAGCGCUUGCAGGAGCUUAUCUAGUCUAUGGACCGGACAAAGAACAGGGUGCAUCCACUGGAACAAAAGUGGAGGAUGCAGUUGUGAAUGCUCUGGUGAUUGUGUUGUUUUUCUUUGUGGCGACGUUUGUGAUUGUCUGCUGCUACAAGUUUAACUUUAACCGAAUAUUGAUUGGAUAUAUGAUGUUCUCGUCAGCAAUGUUGUUGGGUAUGUUGGGAGGCAACAUGCUAGUCAUUGUCAUCGCCAAGAUGGACAUCAUUGUUGAUGUGUUCACGCUAUUAUUUGCCAUGUACAACUUUUCCGUCGUCGGCGUGUUGACCAUAUUUUAUCAAAAGGGUACCCCUAUGUGGCUCACGCAGAUGUACUUAAUUGCCACGUCAGUAAUCAUGGCUUGGCAACUGGGGCAAUUUCCAGAGUGGAGUACCUGGGCCUUGGUGAUUGUGCUUGCAUUCUAUGACUUAUGUGCGGUGUUGACGCCGUGCGGACCGUUGAAAUGGCUCGUGAGGCUUGUACAACAGGAGGGACGCCCGCUUCCUGGCCUUCUUUACGAAGCUGAAAUUCGCCGUGAUCACUCAAGCAAUACAGCCCCACCUGUUAACGAAAAUGUGUACUAUCAGUACGAGUCAGAAGCUUCUCGUUGUCAAGGUUUGCAGGCGAAUGUGCCAGCAGUUCUUGCGACUUCUAGUCGGACUUCUUUGACACCUCAUUUGGAUCAAUUGCGUGCUCGUUUGAUUGAAUUUUACUCAAAACAUAACUCUUCUGCCAUUUCUCGCGUUGAUAUGAUUUUGGAACGGUAUCAUGGACGAGAAGCUGAGAUGUGGCAUGAUCUUUGUCAAAAGUAUAUUACUGAUGAAGGGGAGGUGGACGAAACGAUUAAACUGGGACUGGGAGAUUUUGUCUUUUACAGUGUGUUGGUAUCUCGAGCAGCCAAGUACGACUUUUCAGCGAUGAUCGGGUGUUUGGUUUCUGUCCUCAUGGGUCUCGGAGGCACUUUGUUCUUACUCGGUAUUUACCAGAAGGCACUUCCAGCGCUACCGAUUUCAAUUUUGUUAGCUGUCAUGAUGUACUUUUGGCUUCGAGUAGUGUUUGUGGAUUUUGUGAGCAGUGCGCUAAAUGCUGGCGUACCUCUAUAA
This is a messenger RNA of Peronospora belbahrii, 1356 nucleotides long. NCBI's taxonomy places the organism in Eukaryota, Oomycota, Peronosporomycetes, Peronosporales, Peronosporaceae. The record is from the annotation of a GenBank genome assembly.